Molecule: messenger RNA, 1044 nt
Organism: Lachancea nothofagi CBS 11611
Lineage: Eukaryota; Fungi; Ascomycota; Saccharomycetes; Saccharomycetales; Saccharomycetaceae
Source: the annotation of a GenBank genome assembly
AUGAAUGAAGAGCAAGCUGUCUCGAUCGGUCAGAUCGCGAAACUCAUUAAAAGUAACUCCAAGGCGAAAGUCAUAUUCCUAGUCGGAGCGGGAAUCUCAACUCCGUGUGGGAUACCAGACUUUAGAUCUCCAGGCACGGGGCUGUAUGAUAACCUUGCCAAGCUGAAUCUGCCUUAUGCAGAAGCCGUUUUUGACAUUGACUUUUUCCAGGGGAACCCGCAACCAUUUUAUACACUGGCUAAAGAAUUGUAUCCUGGCAAUUACGAACCUUCCAAAUUCCAUCAUCUUAUGCGGGUCUUCCAAGACAAGAAUCGACUGCACAGGGUUUACACGCAAAAUAUAGACACAUUGGAAAGGUGUGCGGGAAUCCUAGGAGACCGACUGGUAGAGGCCCACGGCUCGUUUGCCCGUAAUCAUUGCAUCGAUUGCCGCAAGGAAUACCCACAGGAAUAUUUCAAAGAUUCGAUGGCGGAGGGAAAGGAAUUUGCUAGGUGUGCGGUUUGUAAGGGACUUAUCAAGCCCCAGAUUGUAUUUUUUGGUGAAAAUCUGCCGUCGCGGUUUUUCUCCAUGUGGGACAAUGACGUUAAAACUCUUAACGAGGACAACAUCGUCAUAGUUGUAGGAACUUCUCUAGCUGUCUACCCUUUCGCUUCUCUACCCGCCGAAGUACCGAGAAAAGUCAAUCGCGCUUUGAUCAAUUUACAGAAGGUCGGUGAUUUCAAGACCAAGCCGAGAAAGUCAGAUAUCAUAUUCAAGGGCUCUUCAGAAGUUGCAGCUGAGGAGUUAGCAAAGGAGUUGGGUUGGUCGGAGGAGUUGGUAACUUUGGUGGAUUCCGCGACAAGACGGACUCGCCUAGCGAAGGAACAAGGUACUUCUAUCGCAUCCAAGGACGACCGUAAACAACUCGACAACGUUCUUCACGAAUUGGAGAAGCUCAAUUUAAGGGAGAAUGAGAGAGAUACACUGCUGGGGAAAAAGGAGCAAAAGGAAAAGCACAACGAAAAUCACAAUGGAGUAAGCGAGCAGGAGCAGGAGAAGAAGUAG